AUGCUAAACAUGCAAAUGAAGCCGGAAGGGGAGAGGCAUCAAAGAAAAGUCAGGUUUAGGAUAGCUUCAUCUCAUAGUGGAAGAGUUCUGAAAGAAGUCUAUACAGAUGGAGACUCCUUGGACUCUGAAUGUGCCAGCAGCUGUGAGACUGACCAAAACAGCUUACCAAGUGAAACGGAUGGGCAUCAGAAUGGUUUUUUAGGUUCGGAAUGUGAUGAAAGUGAAAAUGAGCCCGAUGACCUUCUUGUCCUUGCCAGAGCCACCAAAGACCGGGGAUUUGGAACCAAAAGAGUGAACAUACUCAGUAAAAAUGGCACAGUCAGAGGAGUUAAGCAUAAAGUCAGUGCUGGGCAAGCCUUGUUUGACAAUUUGGCAAAGGUUUUCCAGCAGUUAUCAACAACCCUUGAAUAUGGAAGGAUAGUUAUCUACACCACAAGCCUACGUGUGGUGAGAACCACUUUUGAAAGGUGUGAAAUGGUGAGAAAGAUCUUCCAAAAUCACAGAGUAAAAUUUGAAGAAAAAAAUAUUGCCUUGAACGGUGAUUAUGGUAAAGAGGUCGAUGAAAGGUGUCGUAGGGUGAACGAAACCCCAUCAUUACCGGUUGUAUUCAUUGAUGGCCAUUACCUUGGGGGUGCUGAAAAAAUAUUGUCGAUGAAUGAAUCCGGAGAGUUACAGGACUUGUUAUUAAAAAUUGAGAGAGUUCAGCACCCACAUGCUUGUGCCUCCUGCGGGGGGUUUGGCUUUCUUCCUUGUCUUGUGUGCCAUGGAAGCAAAAUGUCAGUGUUCCGGAACUGCUUCACAGACUCUUUUAAAGCUUUGAAAUGUACCGCAUGUAAUGAGAAUGGACUUCAGCGAUGUAAAAGCUGCACUGGAUAA
Molecule: messenger RNA, 876 nt
Organism: Pelobates fuscus (common spadefoot toad)
Lineage: Eukaryota; Metazoa; Chordata; Amphibia; Anura; Pelobatidae
Gene: GRXCR1
Product: glutaredoxin and cysteine rich domain containing 1
Exons: 5
Coding region: 1-876 (291 amino acids)
Biological process (GO): sensory perception of sound
Source: RefSeq, a predicted model, not a curated record